Malassezia sympodialis ATCC 42132 is the source of this 588-nucleotide messenger RNA. RefSeq names its product Rho-related GTPase-like protein (gene RHO1). NCBI's taxonomy places the organism in Eukaryota, Fungi, Basidiomycota, Malasseziomycetes, Malasseziales, Malasseziaceae. Gene Ontology annotation, biological process: small GTPase-mediated signal transduction. The record is from RefSeq and is a predicted model, not a curated record. The transcript has 2 exons. The coding region runs from base 1 to 588 and encodes 195 amino acids. Gene Ontology annotation, molecular function: GTP binding; GTPase activity.
AUGACUGAACUACGUCGGAAGCUGGUCAUCGUCGGUGAUGGUGCCUGCGGUAAGACCUGUCUCCUGAUUGUUUUCAGCAAGUGGCUAACCAACCAGGUGUAUGUGCCUACUGUUUUCGAGAACUAUGUGGCCGAUGUCGAAGUGGAUGGCCGCCAUGUUGAGCUUGCUCUGUGGGAUACCGCCGGCCAAGAGGAUUAUGACCGAUUGCGCCCUCUUUCCUACCCUGACUCUCAUGUGAUCCUUAUCUGCUUUGCCAUCGACUCGCCCGACAGUCUCGACAAUGUUCAGGAAAAGUGGAUCUCAGAGGUGCUUCACUUCUGCCAAAACCUGCCUAUCAUUCUCGUUGGUUGUAAGAAAGAUCUUCGCCACGAUCCCAAGAUCAUUGAGGAACUGCGCAAGACGAGUCAACGCCCUGUGACUCCUGAAGAAGGCAUGGCUGUCGCCUCGAAGAUCGGUGCUGUUCGCUACCUGGAAUGCAGUGCUAAAACGGGCGAAGGCGUCCGGGAGGUUUUCGAGCAUGCUACUCGUGCUGCCCUUAUACAGAAGCCCCGUGGCAGCCGGAGCAAGUCCAAGUGCCUAGUUCUUUAA